Struthio camelus australis is the source of this 5182-nucleotide messenger RNA. It is a transcript of the gene FGF23, whose product is annotated as fibroblast growth factor 23. Gene Ontology annotation, molecular function: growth factor activity; type 1 fibroblast growth factor receptor binding. Gene Ontology annotation, biological process: fibroblast growth factor receptor signaling pathway; cell differentiation; animal organ morphogenesis. The record is from RefSeq and is a predicted model, not a curated record. Gene Ontology annotation, cellular component: cytoplasm. Lineage: Eukaryota; Metazoa; Chordata; Aves; Struthioniformes; Struthionidae.
UUUAUUAAGCAACAACCCUACACGUGUGUCUACAUGUUGAAAGGUAGUCAAACACUGUGAGGAGACACGUAUUUUUAUUCAUAAGAGGACCUGGAAAGUAACCUCAUUAUACUAAGCAGGAAACUCAUUUUUUAACCUGCAAAUUUUUGAUGGUGCAUAAAGCACUUUUAAAGAGCCUGCAAAAGGUAAGUAAGAGUGAAUUUCUUGUAGUAACUUAUACGUGUUCAAAAAGUUUGCACUUGCCCUGUAAGUCCCCUGUAGCUGACUGAAGUGAUAAGCAACGAAAGAAGGGAGUUAUCUUGUUAGCAGUUGCACAAGGGAAGGUGAGCAGCUGCCAAGCUCAGGGUUUGACAGAUUUGAAAUCAUAAGUUAUGAUCAAAAAUGACCUGAGGCUGAAAUGCAAAGUGCUCAAAAUGUGGGAAUUCAGAGCUCAGGCUCCUGUUACCUUAACUCAGUUCCCUUGUGUAUAGUUCUGGGUAUAAUUUUUAGUUAAAUGUUCAUAUUUAAUUAAAUUACAAAACUUCCCACCACAUAUUUGUCUCAUUGGACACAGAAAAUGAUUAUGUUCACUUAUAGAUACUUGGUAUUUUGUGUCCGCUGGUCAUUGUGUGCUCUGGAUUAGCACUUGCAGCCCACGUGGUAGGCCCCAGUGAUGAGGCAUGAGCCUAUCACCACUGAUGCCCAGCUCCCAGAUCCACCAACCCUGCCAGACCUCUGCUACCUCCAAAGCAAAGAGGACAGAGUCGGUAGGAGCAGGUAAGGGGUGAUGGCCCGGCAGGGGAGGAGGGAAACAGCCUGGGAAGGUGCAGAGCAUCAAUCGUUUUCUCACAUACAUUUCAACUGCAAAGUGGUCUGAUCCAUCCCUUCCUCUUCAGCAAUGCGGUUAAGGGAGACUUUCCUUAUUGUUCAUUGCUGGUGACAGCAUCCACCCUCAGUGCUGCCUUUGGGCUGUCAGUGAUUACCGCUACCUUUGCAGGUAGUCCUGCAGAGUCCUGUGUCCUGUGUCACCCGACCCCAGCUGUGCCAUGUUUCUGAGGUGGGAAGAGGGAAAUGUGGCCACCCUGAUGGCAGAAAGGUCUGUAUUCGGUCUCCCUUGCUAAAGGACACAGCAGUCCUUCCCUUUUCCACCAGCAUGCCUCAAGAUCCAUGUGUAUUUCAGCUGCUGUCCUCAUGGCACUCACCUUGCCUCCUGUCUGCUCAAGAGGCUCCACAUAGCAGGGACCAACCUGCUUCCCUGAAUUAUUUAUUUGAAUUAAGGAUGUAUUUAAAGAAGAAUAGCAAUUCUGAGGUUGAUUAGACAUUUUUGGUCUUCAAAUUCAGUUUUUUUUUUUUCCCUCUACAAGAUGCUGCACCUAAUUCUUUAGGUACAGGAGACACCUAGAAAAGCUGUCUUGAUUGGUCAAACAUCUGAAAACAGUAUAGACAAAAAAGAAAUAUCAACAUAUAUGGUAAAAGUUAUGAAAAUAUUAUUGCUACUGAUGCAACAGCAUAAGGAUAUAAGAGGAAUAAGGUUUUAAUCGCUUUCAUUAGGCUAACUUAGAGAGCUGAACAAGUAAGCAAGCUUUCAUCUGCUUGGUUACUUCAGCAACAGCUGAAUGGGUAGGAGAAGUUAAGUGGCAUACCCACAGAAGGAAUAAAUGGAUCAACCGGGAACAAAAACGAAAUGGACUGUUAAAAAAGCAUCACCAAUUUGCAUAUAGAAUUAAAGUAAAAAUGUGCAUUAAAAGGCAAAAUUUGAAUUACCAUCCUGACAAGCAGAAACUUAAAUAAAUUUGCUUUAGCCUGUCAGCUUAAACAAACACAACUCAGCAAAGCCUGGAGUGCUACUGACCCCAUGAGAAACUUGAAAAUGCCAAACAAUUUAAGCACCUGAAAAUAGUCUGCUUGUCUGCCAUAUAUAAAAAAAGAGAAAUGGCUGGUCACAACUGGCAUGUGCCGAGAUGAUUGAAUACAUUUUUCAGAAACAUGAGAACUGUUUCUCUGCAGCUAAGACACCAGAGAGAAAUCAGAUCAGCGCAUAAAGGUAAGCACAGACAAAAAUCAUGAUGAAUAUGAAAUAUCACACCAGAAAAACUCCACUUACAAAAAGAUCACAAAAACUUCCAAGAAGACAAUCUAUCCUGUAUAUGACUCUCUUGUGGAAACUUUUGCAACUGCUUCUGAGGUAUCCCCAUCCAUAUUUCCACACUAGUCUGAAUGAAAGGGAGUAAAAGACCAAAAAAAUUUUAGAAAUCCUUGGAUUCUAAUACCAGACUGAAAAAAAUGAAUGAAUAAUUUCAGUACUAAGGUAGAUACAUCACUUAGAAAAGAAAAGAAAUAAUAUUCAUCCUUUCCUUCCAAACUAGCUUUUAAAUUAAGACAUUCAGAUGUUACACCCAGUAAAACAUUUGUAGCCUUAAUUGCCUCUCAGUGAAGUCAACUUUGUUAAUCUACUCCAUUUAAGAUAUGACCCCAGUGCACUUUGCAUAAAAUUGCUGUCAUUUACACAGGUGUAUACACACUGACGUAAGCCUUUAGAUUUACACAGAUGUCAGAAGAAAUUGGCAGAGUUUUGCUAAUUUUAAACGAUAAAAAAAAAUCAGAUCAGCUUUUGCAGUUGAAUACAGUUGUAAAAAUCUGUAAUAUGCAUGGUGCUCGUGGCACUGCUCCACAGCUCACUAAGGAAACUGAGAAUCUGACACCUUGUGUCCAACUAGAGACUAACUUAUUUGUAUAUUGCUUGAAAGUACUGGACCUAAGACUGCUACAAACAAAAACCUCAAAUUUAUUUUUUUUAAAAAAGUGAUUGACUUAGUUUUCAGUAUUCUCUUCAGUUUUAUAUUCAUUUUUGAAAGAAACUUUAGUAAAGCCUAGUUUCAUAACCCGUUGUCGUCAUCAUCAUCAUCAUCAUCAUCAUUUCACCUACAUAACCACUCUCCCAUUAAUACAGCAUUUUCAUAAUGAAAAUGGAAGCAUUUUUUUAAUUGGGAAAUUUGUAAAACCACAGAAUUCGGCAGGACAACUAAAAUGUGGGUAUCAUAUCUUAAGCCAUUUUUGAACAUUGCUUUGCAGUUAUUACUUUUCAGUUUGGUCAUGUUCUUUUGUAGUUCUUCCAAGUGUGCUUGCUAUACCUCAAGUAAAAAAAUGUGCCAAGAUGAGCUAUUUCUGUUUUGAUGUGGGUCCUAGAUCUACUAGCCAUGCUAACAUAUAUGACUCCUUACAUGAUUGCCACCUAGACUUACAGUACAGCAACAAAUAUGCAGCUUCUAAGCAUCUUACAGGUAAUUUUCAGCUGACUGGCCAACUUCAAAUUAUUUAGGUAACUCAAGAUAUCAGAAGAAAUAAAAGGGAGAGCUUAUUUCAAGAGGGCUGCGCUCAUAUCAAGCUUCUCUUGCUUAAAGGAGGUGACAUAAAUUUCGGUCCAACAGGCUCACUGCUGGAUUUACAUCACUAUGAAUGGGGAAUCAGGCCCAGAUUAACCUAAUACCAGCUUCUGACACAUCUUCAAAAAUUUUAGCAGUAUUUGGUGCUUCUGUGAAAUUAGAAUGUGGUUUGGAAAACCAAGGGGAAGGUGGGAAUCUGAACAAACAUAUCUGAGAAAAAGUUCAAAGUCUAAAGGUUCGUUCCCUUCCCCUCCCAAAAGGCUUUCUAUGUAGCACAGUAGACUGCUCUUCCUGGAUUUAACAGUAGGGGCGUGGGAAGCUCUCAGAUGUCACAGGCUUGUAGAUAACAUUUGAACAUAUGAUUAGCUUUUGUGAGCUGUCUUUAGAAACCUUACAUUUGCUCCCCCCCCACACCUUAGCCAGAGAACCUACGUGCUUUCCUUCCCUUGAGGUUUCGGGCCACUUAAAAUGUUGCUUUGACAAAAAUCAAGGAUGUGGAGAAGUUUUUCCUGUGUGAUGUCACUUGGCUACCCUUUAUAAGCCUCUGCAAAGAAGAAAGGAGCCCAUCUGAAGAUUCAUACUCCAAACGCAGUCAAACCAGGGAAAGAGAGAAGCAAAGAGGAGUAUCAAGUUUCAGGUACAGACUAGCCACUAAGGACAGAGAGCCAUGCCACAGGCCGUUCCCUACAGCUGCUUAGGGUGCAUGCUGCUGGUGCUCUGCAGCCUGAAGGCUACCGCUGCCUUUCCCAACUCCUCUCCACUGCUGAAUCCCAGCUGGGGGAGUGCAGAUCGCCUGAUGCACCUGUACACAGCUACGGAGAGGAACAGCUUCCACCUCCAAAUCAACGCUGAUGGCUACGUUGACGGUGUCCCGCACCAAACCAUUUACAGUGCUCUAAUGAUCAAAUCCGAGGGUGCUAGCUAUGUAAUAAUCACUGGAGUGAAGAGUGGACGCUACCUAUGCAUGGACAUGAAAGGAAACAUUUUUGGAUCGCAUUACUUCAGCCAAGAAGACUGCGUGUUCAAACACAGAACCCUGGAAAAUGGAUACGAUGUGUACCAGUCUCCUAAAUACAACUUCCUGGUUAGCUUAGGCAGAGUUAAACAAGCUUUCUUCCCUGGUAUGAAUCCACCACCAUAUUCCCAGUUCCUGUCCAGGAGAAAUGAAAUUCCUUUAUUCCGAUUCAACACACCUGAGCCCCACAGAAACACUAGAAGUGCAGAUGUCGAUCCAAUGGAUCCUCACCAGAUCCUGGUGCCCCAGAGAAAGGUCUCCGCAUUAGGAUCCCAGCUGCAGCUGCAAGCAGACUUUUCCCACGUGCCCAGAGAACCCAUGAGAAUCAAUCAGAAUGAUGUGGUCAACCCAGAUGACCCACACGCUAUGAUGGAUGCCAGGAGGCAUGUGAGCCCUCGCUUCUAUAUUACAAGAUAAUGGGGCCACACCACUUGCAAAUUGAAAUAAUGGAUGAAUGUGAUAGAUGAGAAGAACUGGCUAGCAUACUUGAUUCAAUUUCCAACUUUCAGAAUGGCUACUAGAAACCUGAAAGACAAUGGAAAAAAACCUGAAUUUCAAAUCGCACCCUUAGAGAUGACAGUUCACUGAAAAAAACAAAUCAUAUAUUUUCCAGGUGGGGCUCUACGCUAUUGGAAAAAAGAAAUAUCUGCAAAAAGAAUAAUACAAACCAAACUUUUGGGGGUUUGAAUCACCUUUAGUUUGCGUCAGUGGACAGAACUCACUUGAAUGAAAAAUAAGAAACAAAUGUUACAUUACUGGUGUAGCUGGAAAGAGACUUGGGCUCUGCAGCCUUCAUUCCAGUAGA